GACCCUCUUUCAACGGGAUACCACUGUCAGAUCUUGACACGUGGUCACUGUCUUAAACCCAAUAUUCUAAUCAUUGGGACGGCCUAUAUGGAGCCCCGAUUACCCGACCAUUUCCCUAUUGUUGGAAGUGCUUAACCGUUGGUACCCCUCUCUCUCUCCUUUGCGUAUCCGUCCAUCUAAUCAUCACAGGAUUAGCCAUUGUCCAUUGUUUCAUCUCAUCAACUGAGCAAUUCUCUGCUGUUGCCCUAGCUGUGUAGACAGUCUGGAGGCCAAUGUAACUGCUUAGCUAUAUCUCUACUAGUUGGGUAUCAGAAGGCAUAGUGGGAGUAAUGCAUGACAUUGGUUCCAGCAACACGAAUUUGCUCUAUGCAAUUUCAGACAGAAAAUGGAAAGCAAAUACUCAGCAGAGAUGAUGACCUAUUUGGAGAAGCAAAGGAAGGUCCUUAUGGAUGCAUAUUGGUCAAUGUCACACGAGCUACAUAGGCUUCAUGUUAUUGUAGAGGAAUCGAUGUUGAUGCAGAAGUUUAAUGAAGUUAUGUCAGCUCAAGCCUGGUUAAAAAGGGUGACAGUGGAGAAAAUGCUUCAAACAAUAGUGAGAGUGAAAAAUCUGGAGAUUCAGUUUGCAAGCCAAGCCAUCAAACGUAGUAUUGGUGUCAAUCUUUCAGAACUUCUGUCUCACGAAUAUCUUGGAAUGUUAUUUUGAGAGAAUUGUCUGUGAAGCAAACCUUUGCAGAAGGGAUUAUGCAUGUAAGAAGAUUUUUCUGUUUAAAAGCUCAAUCCCUUGUGGUCGGCUUUACAGAUCAUGUUCUGCCAUUCUGCUAUAUUGAGAACCGCAUUUUUGUGUUGUA
This is a messenger RNA of Macadamia integrifolia, 848 nucleotides long. RefSeq lists its product as uncharacterized. NCBI's taxonomy places the organism in Eukaryota, Viridiplantae, Streptophyta, Magnoliopsida, Proteales, Proteaceae. The transcript has 6 exons. The coding region runs from base 386 to 703 and encodes 105 amino acids. The record is from RefSeq and is a predicted model, not a curated record.